This is a messenger RNA of Eutrema salsugineum, 1972 nucleotides long. Its product is annotated as solute carrier family 40 member 1. Gene Ontology annotation, biological process: iron ion transmembrane transport. The record is from RefSeq and is a predicted model, not a curated record. The coding region runs from base 226 to 1911 and encodes 561 amino acids. Gene Ontology annotation, molecular function: iron ion transmembrane transporter activity. The transcript has 7 exons. Gene Ontology annotation, cellular component: membrane. NCBI's taxonomy places the organism in Eukaryota, Viridiplantae, Streptophyta, Magnoliopsida, Brassicales, Brassicaceae.
UUGUUUCUAACGUCAGUCAUUUGCGUUUCCUCAUUUUUGAGAUUUUUCCGAUUAAUUUAUUCAUAGAAUCAACAUGGACCUUGGAAUGAUUAUUAUUUCUUAGGAUUAUUGUUUUUUUGUUUUUAAAUUUGGAUUGAGUAUUGUUUAUAUGGGAAUUAUUCAUAUAUAUCGGAAAUCUCGUUCUCGAGAUCGAUCUUCUUCUAGGAAGGACUUCGUUCUUGUUACAUGCAAAUGUUGUCUAUAGUCGCUAAAACAACAACAGAAUUCACUUGGAAUUCAGCAAUAUAUAUAAUGAACAGUGAAUCGCUUAUCAAUGUACAAAUUUGGAGUUUUUUUCUUCUCAGCAGAAAAAUGGAGAAUGAGACUGAAGCGAGCGUUGUACAACAGGAAGAACAACGUGAAGAUCAAGGACAAGGGCAGCCACAAAACCCACCACCAGCACUACGACGUCGUUUUGUGAUAUCUCUAUACGUUGGAUAUUUUCUUGCAAGAUGGAGUGCCAGAACUUGGGAAUUCUCAGUUGCUCUGUAUAUGAUUUACUUGUGGCCAAACUCUCUGCUUCUCGCUGCGAUUUACGGCGCCAUAGAAUCUGGUUCUACUGCAAUAUUUGGCCCCAUUGUGGGGCAAUGGAUCGAGGGAAUGGACUAUGUCAAAGUUCUCAGACUCUGGCUCUUGUGUCAGAACCUCUCCUACACCAUUGCUGGUGGUGCAGUCAUCAAGUUGUUGCUAUCUCCCAAUCUUAAGUCCAAUAAUUCCUCUGUUUUUGCAAUCUUGGUUGCGUUGACAAAUGUUUCUGGCGCCAUUGGGAUGCUUUCGACUCUCGGUGGCACUAUCCUGAUCGAAAGAGACUGGGCUGUGGUUAUGUCGGAAGGUCAUCCACCAGGGGUACUGACAAGAAUGAACUCUGUCAUUAGAGGCAUUGAUUUGAGCUCGAAGCUACUGUCUCCAGUCAUCACUGGUCUGAUCAUUAGUUUUGUCUCUCUCAAGGCUUCAGCGAUCACUUUUGCAGCUUGGGCCACUAUAACAGCUUGGGUAGAGUAUUGGCUCUUUAUAUCUGUGUAUAUUGGUGUUCCUGCGAUAAUACGAAGCAAUGAGAGACGGAUCUUGCGCUCUCGGACAAAGCCAGUGGAAGGGAAAGAUGCAGCUGUUCCCGUUUGUAUCGAGGAGGGGUCUCAGGGAAACCCACCAUGCAGAACCGGAAUGCUUAAGAUUCUUGAUAGAAUAUCCGAGUCCUCUUUUGUUGGCGCUUGGAGAAUUUAUAUCAAUCAAGAAGUUGUGCUCCCCGGUGUUUCACUAGCUCUCUUGUUCUUCACCGUCCUCAGCUUUGGAACAUUGAUGACGGCUACAUUGCAAUGGGAAGGGAUACCUACAUAUAUCAUUGGUAUAGGCAGGGGAAUAAGUGCCACGGUUGGACUAGCGGCUACAGUUGUCUAUCCUCUAAUGCAAUCCCGUAUCUCAACGCUGAGAACCGGCCUCUGGUCCUUCUGGUCUCAGUGGAGCUGCCUUUUGGUAUGCGUUGGAUCGAUUUGGGUCAAAAAGGAUAACAUAGGAUCUUACAUGCUAAUGGCCGGAGUUGCUGCUUCGAGGCUUGGCUUGUGGAUGUUUGAUCUUGCCGUCAUCCAACAAAUGCAGGAUCUAGUUUCGGAAUCCGACCGUUGUGUGGUUGGAGGUGUACAAAACUCGUUGCAAUCGGCUCUUGACUUGAUGGCAUAUCUAUUGGGUAUCAUUGUAUCCAAUCCAAAGGAUUUUUGGAUAUUGACGAUUGUCUCAUUCUCUACGGUGACGUUAGCGGGAUUAAUCUAUACAGUUCAUCUCUACCGCAUCCGAAACCAUAUUUUUCACUUUGAGAAAAUCCCUUUACUGAACAAAUGUUGUUUAUUCAGGCUACUCCCUUCUCGUGGUAACAUGUAAUGCUGUGGAAUGCGCCACACCAAUUCUUAAACAUGCAUAUAUAAUCAAUGUCCUUUAUAAU